AUUACUACGUUUGCUAUUAAGUUUACGACAGGAAUAAUCCAAGUCUGAGGACAAAAACAUCCAAAAAGCUGACAACCUUGAACGCUCCCUUACUCGCUCGUGUUAAAUGGGAUACGAUGAUUGUAGCGUUCAGUAGAAAAUUCUGUUUGGAUGGAUCCGGUUCUCGUGACUUUGGCAACCACCAAGGUUCUCUGAGCUACCGUUGGAGUUGUAGCAUUGACGGACAGAUAGGUUGUUAUGAAAGUGGCAGCGGUGGGUCCAGAUUAGAGGAUGUUCUUAAAAAUGAAGUGUUUUCACCUGUAAUGUGUGUGCCUGGAGGAUUACUACCUCCUGCACGCUAUACCUUUACCUUGUUGGUCUUCAAGGGAGGUAGACAAGAUAUGGUGUCUGUGAUGGUCAGUAUUUUUCCAGAUGACAAGAUUCGAACACCAGUUACAAAAGGUAAAUUCAGAAAAGAAAUUAAUCCCCUUGAGCUACAAAAAAUACGACUGGAAACCAGCGACUUAACUUCUUUUCUCUAUAUCAUUUUAGUGAAACGUUUAAAGUCGUGUUAUACAUAUAUUCCAUCUUAUUUUCUCAAAACUGAUGACAUAAUCGAAGUAUCUUUAUGGUUGCCUCCUCGGUGUUUAGUACCUGACUCGCUCUAUGUGUAUGGUUUCAUCACGUUCACAAAUGUACACACCGAGAUCACCACGCGUAAAGUGCCUCGUCCGGGUCUUUUACAUGUUACACCAACCAGUGGGGUUGCACUUUUCACCAAGUUCACCCUCGACGCUACCAGAGGCUGGGCUGCAGAAGAAUCUCUCUAUCCACUAUCUUACUAUUUUAGCUAUGCAUUUCCCGAAUCGCCAGAUAUCUCGUGGCCACUAGGAGCAAUUAGUCACGAUAUCCCAGCUCUGAACGAUGUCAGACUACCGUGCGGUUCUUCCUGUAGAGCCAUGGCGUUACUUGGAUCAUUUAUUAAAAGUUUAUGGGUUACCAACUCUUUCUCUGUAGCCUUCGAGACAGAACUCGGGAAGUUGGUAGACGUUGUUGUCAUUGGAGCUGCUCAACGAUUCAGACAAACUCAGCCCUAUAGCACUGAUGAAGUCGAUGAUCAGGGUGCACCUGUUCCAUCAUCAAUGAUCAAAAUGGUUGAAAUGGUGUUGUCUAUUGAAAAGCUACAUUUUGAAGUAAACAGAAAAAGUACAGAAAGAGAGAAAACAAACGGACACCUCCGGAGGAUGGAAGUGUUACUGACUACCACGUGCAAGCGUAGAUCCCAAAUCCCUAUGACAGUCACGCUUCCUUAUAUGGACAUUGGCAUUGUUUCAGUUAACCUGGUGUCCAGAUACUACAUAUAUGACAUUAACUCAAAACCAAUAGAGCAAUUGAGACUUCCUGUACAUCCACUACUGACACUGGAGGAUACCAGAUGUUGGCAGCAGUGUGUUUCAUACAUCAAGUACUCUAUUAACUUCGUGAGGAAACAUAUGCAGUGGCUCAUGCCCCUGGACAAGAUUCUGCUGUCUCCUGUGGUCUUUUCUAACAUCAAGUCUUGUUCCCUGAAUUCUGAACAGAGGUUAGCUAGCACAAGACUGAAGUUUCCAUUAACUCCUGAACAGUCUAGAAACUACACGAGGUGUUAUUCCUGGAUAGAACAUGCAGUAAACCUGAAACCAUGUGAAACCAAAUUUGUGCAGGAAACAAUAAUUUGCGUCUGUGAUACCUUAGCGAAUUCAUACAUGGGACUAUUCGAGGAUGACGAACACUUGAAUAAUGGAAACGUUCAAAGUAUUACAGAUAUUUCAGGUGUUGUUGCUACUGAGGUGACCUGUGUAAUACAUCCUGCAAUAGACUUUGGUUCGGAAGUUCACGAGAUGUUCGAAGCUUCGUUACGUCAUCAAAUAGCUCGAGCUCUUGAGAUUAACGUCACGAGAAUACUAGGCCUAGAUCUGCUACCGAGUAUGAUAACAUUUCUUAAUGAUUUAAAACAUGUUUAUAUAUCAGAUUGACUUAAAACAACAUUAACAUCAGAGACGUCGCUUGGCCAGUGCCCCGAAUCCCCAGCUGGUGUCUUGAAAAAUCAGAAUAGAAAACCAUGAUUAAUAUCACACUGAAAGUGAAACGGCGAAAAUUUCGAAUCUUUUAAGCACCUAGCGAUGCUCCCGAGUAACAUUGUGUUUUUAUACAGCUCUUAUUGUUUCUUUAAACGAAAAUAUUCAUAUCGAUUCUAAAACGAAAUUUAAAGAAAAUCUUCGUAGUAAAAAUAUUACUUAAAUAUCUUAAUUUCUGUCGCAAAUGUAAAUUUAUUUUUAAUCUUGUAUACCGUAUACUUACUAAACAUAGAGCAUUAAGGAUCGGUAAGUUUAGUAGAAUACUUUAAUUAAUCAUGUAUACUGUAUACUUAUUAAACAUAGAGCAUUAAGGAUCGGUAAGUUUAGUAGAAUAUGUAUACUUACUAAACAUAGAGCAUUAAGGAUCGGUAAGUUUAGUAGAAUACUUUGAUUAAUCA
Molecule: messenger RNA, 2494 nt
Organism: Limulus polyphemus (Atlantic horseshoe crab)
Lineage: Eukaryota; Metazoa; Arthropoda; Merostomata; Xiphosura; Limulidae
Exons: 11
Coding region: 117-1994 (625 amino acids)
Source: RefSeq, a predicted model, not a curated record